Caenorhabditis briggsae is the source of this 1116-nucleotide messenger RNA. The record is from RefSeq and is a predicted model, not a curated record. The transcript has 6 exons. Bases 1 to 1116 code for a protein of 371 amino acids. Lineage: Eukaryota; Metazoa; Nematoda; Chromadorea; Rhabditida; Rhabditidae.
AUGGCUGGACUUCAUGGGCAAAAUGCGGAAAAAGCUGGAAUUGAAAACAACUACAUUUUGAUGGGUGUCCCUGCAAUAGCGGUCGUGAAGCAAUCAUCAGAAUUUUCGAGGUUUCAUUUUGACAGUAGAGCUCCCGGAAACACAGCUAUUGCUCAUACAACUACUACCAACUCACAGCUAGUCCCGUGGUGCAACUGCAAAAACUUGCCAAGGACUGAUCCCAAAAUCGCCCAACUCUCUCUGAAAGUUUCCGAACUAGAGGCUAAAAUAAUGGAACUGACUGGAAUAGUAGAAGGAAAGGAUGCUCAACUUCUCCAAAAUGAAAGAAUGUUCACGAAUAUGACUCAAACAAUCCCGACCCAUGUUCUUGAAAAUGAAUUGGCGAGCAGAAACAGGGCGGUUAUGAACCAGAUAGCUGGAAUUCAAGAAGAAAUUAUGUAUGCGCCAGCAAUUGCUGGAGUUGAUUUGGAAGUGGCGGACGGGAAGAAAACAGCCGAUGGAAACACCAGCAACUCAGGACCUGACCAGAUUGUCGCAGAAGCACUCAACAAGCCUGUGGCCGUUAUCGCUUUGAAUGAUGAAUCCGAGAAAAAACCAUUGCCAAAGUUCAACAGGCAAAGUGAGGCCGACAGAAUGACUCCGAUUGCCAUGGCCGUCAUGAGAGCAACGAAUGCUGUUUUGAGCAGAAUCAAAGCCAGAAGCACCGUGGAUGACCGGAUCGCGCUCAAUGAAAUGAGAAGAGGGUUUCUUGAAAAUGAUGUGGAACGGAUCAACAAUCGUUUGAACGACAUCGAGAAAAACAAUCAGGAAAUGAAGCAAAAAAUCGAUUUUCUGGUACAUCAAUUGUUCGGAGGUAACGCCGGAGUUCUGAAUGAGGUCAUCCUCAACAGUGCUGCCUUUGUCGUCCAGAACUGUCAAGCUCCAUUCUCUGGAUUGGAACAAAUCCAGCCAACUGAUGCAAGUUUUGCUAGAACGUCAGGAGGGACAUCUGAAAGAACACAGAAAAAUGACGAGAAGGAGGAGUCGGAUUCCGAAGAGGAAGCAGAAUCCAACGACGAUGAGGGAGAGUCAAGUGACAAGGAAAAGCCGGCUGCCAAGAAGGCGAAAACCAAAUAG